Messenger RNA from Heterobilharzia americana, 549 nucleotides. The record is from the annotation of a GenBank genome assembly. Lineage: Eukaryota; Metazoa; Platyhelminthes; Trematoda; Strigeidida; Schistosomatidae.
AUGGGAAUAAUUGGAGCGAUUGGUAGAUUUAAAAUUAUUAUCAUCAUGUAUUUAGUUAUGCUGACUAUAUUAGUGAUUGGUCAGAUUGCUGGUAUAGUCUUCUAUUUUGCAAAGAAAGAUAUCCCUAGAAAAUUGAUAAAAGAACAUUUAGCAAACGCUGUACAUAAUUAUGUAUCACUGGAAAGUGAAGAAGACAGUAGUUUAUUCCUUGGAAUUAUAAUGCCCGUUCUGAAAUGUUGUGGAUAUACUAAUGGUGAGGAUUUCAAAAAAUCCGGACAUUUCUCAAAACGUGAUGUAUACGAUCGUACAUUAUUUGCCAAUUUAAAGUAUCCUAUACCAUGCUGUAAAAUGACAGACAAGUUUUAUCUUGAAGACAAUCAUUGUCCAACCAAAUUCACUGGAGAUAAUAGUUAUAUUCAAUAUGGGUGUGAAGAGAAAUUUGAGGGUUUUGUCUUUAAAUACUUGGAUAUAGUCUGUUACAUAACAAUAGUUUUGGUUGUUUUUCAAAGCCCAGAAGAAUUUUUAAGACGUAUCUUAAAUAUUAAUUAA